AUGGGUAUUGAGGGAUUAAAUUUAUUCAUGGGUAAACAAUUUGGUUGUGUUGAAAAAGUAAAAGAAAUUACCACCGAUCAUGUAUAUAUAGAUUUAAAUAAUUAUUUACAUAAAUCAGUUAAAAGGGGAGAUAAUUCCAAAUUAAAUACAGAAGUAAAUGUUUUUAGAAUAUUAAAAUCUUUUAUAGAUGGAAUUUUAAGAAAAGUUCGUGUUAAACAUUCCGUAUUCUUUGGUAUUGAUGGUCCUGGUCCUAGAUCAAAAAUGAUAUUACAAAGAGAAAGAAGAUUAAAGAAUGGGAAUAUAGAUAAAUUAAAAUAUUUUAUAAAUAGAAAUAAAGAGCAACAACAACAGCAACAACAGCAACAACAACAAUCACCUCAACUUCACGAUUAUGAUUAUUUAAAUGAAAAUGAUUUAAAAUCAUUUGAUAGCUCAUUCUCAACAUUAGAAUUCACACCAGGUACUACAUUUAUGGGUAAAUUAAAAGAUUUUUUAAUAUUUUAUACAAAGAAUAAAUUAUAUUUUGCAAAAAAGAUUUUUAUUUCUGCAUCUGAUAGAAUUGGUGAAGGAGAAUUUAAAAUUUUCGAACAAAUUUUAAAUUCAAAUUAUCCAAUAAAUGAUUCAUUUACAAUAGUUUCAAGUGAUUCAGAUAUUUUAUUAUUUUCAUUAUUAUCAAAAUAUAAAAAUGUUUAUAUUUAUAAUAAAGAUUCUGAAGAAAUUAUUAAAAUUGAUAAAAUUAGAGAUAAAAUUUAUCAACAAUGUUAUAAAAAGAAACAAAAAAAACAAAAACAACAAAAAAAAUCAGGAGGAGAAGUGGAAGGAGAAGGUGAAGGAAUAGCAACAGAGGAAAAAGAAGAAGGGGUGCAAAUUGAAGAAGAAGAGGAGGAAGAAGAAGAGGAAGAAGAAGAUAUUAGUAAAAGAAGACAAGCAAUAGUUGAUUUCGUAAUGUUAACAUUUUUAAUGGGUACUGAUCAUUUACCAAAAGUAUCAUCAUAUAAUAUAGGCUCAGCAUGGAGUGAAUAUUGUAAAAUUAAGAAACCAUUAUAUAAUGAAGAAACAGGUUUAAUAAAUUUAGAUUUAUUAUUUAGAUUAAUUGGAAAAUCUUCACAACCACGUUUAUUUUAUCGUAAUCGUUUUGUUAAUAAUAAUAAUAAUAAUAAUAAUAAUAAUAAUAAUAAUAAUAAUAAUAAUAAUAAUAAUAAUAAUAAUAAUAAUAAUAAUAGCGAUGUUAACAAUAAUCAACAACAGCAACAGCAACAACAACAACAACAACAACAACAACAACAACAACAACAACAACAACAACAACAACAACAACAACAACAACAACAACAACAACAACAACAACAAUCACCUCAAAUAUUAAAAUCAUUAUUUAAUAACGCAGGUAAUUAUUAUUGUUUAUCAAAAGGAAUAAGUCAACCAACUCAAAAUUUUAAAUGUGAAAAAGAUAAGGGAAAUGGUAGUAAUAGUAAAAUAAAAACAAGAUAUAAUAUCAUCAUUGAAAAUAAAAUAGUAGAUUCAUCAAAUGAUAUAGAUUAUUUAAUUAGAUCAUUUUUAUCUAUAAAUCAUCCAUUUUGGGAAUCAAAUAUAAAUAUUAUUAAAGAGAAAUAUAUUUAUAAAUUAUACAAUUUAUUCACUUCUGUUAAAAAUGGUUGUAAUGAUAAUGAUGCUGAUGAUAAUAGUGAAGAAGAGGAUGAUGGUUGUAAUGAGAAUGAUGAAGAUGAAGAUGAUAAUCAAGACGAAGAUGAAGAUUUUGAAGAAAAUGAAAUUGAAAAUGAGAAUGAAAUUGAAAAUGAGAAUGAAAUUGAAAAUGAAAUUGAAAAUGAAGAUGGAGAUGUUAAAAUGAAUGAAAAGGAAACAAUAACAACAACAACAACUACAGCAGCAGCUUAUAGUAAAAAAGACAUUUUAUUAAAUCAUUAUCUUUAUGGUUUAAUUUGGCACAUAAAUUAUUUUGGUGGUAAAUGUAAUGAUUUUAAUUUUAGUUUUCCAAUUAAAUCAGUUAUUUCAUCAGAAGUUUUUAAGAAUUUUCCAAUUAGAUUUCUAAAUAAUAAUAAUAAUAAUAAUAAUAGUAAUAAUGAUAAUAAUUUUGAUAUUUGUGAAAUUGAAAGAGAAUUAUUAAAAAUUCAAAAUUAUUCAAAUAUUUUAAAGAAUCCAUUACCACCAGUACCAUUAUUAUUUGGUAUAUUAUUAAUUGACUAUUCGAAUAAACAUUUAUUUCCAACCAUUUAUCAUCCAAUUUAUAAGGAAACACCACAUUUUAAUAUAAUGGAUAGAAAGAGAAUGGAGAAAGAAUUUAGAAAAUCAGAUGCAAUUGAUACUCUAACAACUCUAUUUAAUACUAAAACUGAUAAAUCAAAAUUAACACCUUAUCAACAAUCACAAUUACAAUUCUCUCCAACUUUAUUUUUUAAUAUACUUCCAAAUAGAUCAAUUGAAUUUUAUGAAGAGCUAUUUAAUAAUAAUAAUAGUAAUAAUAAUAACAAUAACAAUAGCGGAAAUAUAUCUCCUCUUAAAUAUAAAUUAAUUAAUACCUUUAGAAAUAAUCAUUUCUUUAAUUCAGAAUUAAAACUACAAUCUUCUGAUGAUAUUAAAGAUUGUUUAAAUAAUUUAUAUAAUAAUAAUUUAUAUAAUAAUAGUUCAUAUAAUAAUAAAAAUAGUAUUUUUAAUUAUAAUAAUAAUAAUAAUAAUAAUAAUAAUAAUAAUAAUAAUAAUAAUAAUAAUAAUAAUAAUAAUAAUAAUAAUAAUAAUAAUAAUAAUAAACAUUAUCAAAAUAAAUCAAACAGGUUUAAUAAUUUUAAACCUGAACUUGAAAUGAAAGCACAACAGGUUCAAUACCAAACCACACAAGAGUUGGAAGACCAAGAUCAAGCUUUAAUCCAACAGCAUCUUAAACAAUAUCAACAACAACAGCAACAACAAAAAUCGACACAAACAGAACAACCAAGAGAACAACCACAACCAAAACUACCAAAACAACCAAAACAACCAAAACAACAACAACAACCAAAACAACAACAACAACAACAACAACAACAACAACAACAACAACAACAACAACAACAACAACAACAACAACAACAACAACAAAAACAACCAAAACUACCAAGAGAACAACGAGCAAAACAAGCAAAACCGCCACAACAACCCCAACAUCCAAAGCAACCUAAACAACCAAAUGAACAACAACAACAACCAAAACAACAACAACAACAACAACAACAACAACAACAACAACAACAACAACAACAACAAGAAAUUGAAAAUAAUUUUCAAAAUAUUAAACCAAUUUAUCAAAAAUCUCAACACCCACAAUUAAAAAAACAAAAACAAACCCAUUGA
Messenger RNA from Dictyostelium discoideum AX4, 3345 nucleotides. RefSeq lists its product as hypothetical. NCBI's taxonomy places the organism in Eukaryota, Evosea, Eumycetozoa, Dictyosteliales, Dictyosteliaceae. Gene Ontology annotation, molecular function: nucleic acid binding; exonuclease activity. The record is from RefSeq and is a predicted model, not a curated record. Bases 1 to 3345 code for a protein of 1114 amino acids. The transcript has 3 exons.